AAAAUCAAUCUUGGAUAGUGCUGCCUGACGUGUUUCAUACCAACUGUUUGACUGUGUUUACACACUGAUUUUGACUACGGAUUACUCAGUGUACCUGAUCAAGAUAUAAUGCUCACGGCGGGUGUGAAGGGUCGACAAAGGGUGCUUACUCCUCCUAGGCACGUAAUUGCCACCUCUGGUAUAUCCUGGUGACCCUAUUUGUCCAACUCUUAUUUAUUUGUUCCUUUGAAUGAUCUGACAAUCUCCUUUCUACGUAAUGUCCAGAGGUGUUCCGAUUGCAGCAGGGGUUUUGCUGACGUGGGUCGUCAUAGGUUUGAUCGCCGAGAACAUCACACCUUUCAAAUGUCGCCAAGGAUUCGCCAAGGUCAGUCGCUGGUGCUUUUACUUUCAUACAGAGCCCACCAGUAUGUUGAACUCCAGCGAGAUCUGUUUUGAUCAAGGCGCACAUAUGGCUGUGUUGGAUUCAAAGGAAAAGGAAAAGGCCAUUACGACUUUCAUCGAAGACAUGAACUUUUUCAACUUAAUUCAAGAGAGAGACAAACUACAUCAAAUUGCAAGAAGCGACUGGGAUACUGAAAUUCAAAGGAGGGAGUUUUGUGAGGACUACAAGAUCCACGGUUUACAGAGUCCUAAAUAUAGGUUCAUCUCUAAUGCAAAGAUUCCUCUAGGUUCACCCCCACAUCACAGAGCAAACCUAACCACGCCUACUGGAUUCUCUGUCAAACUGUCCUCCAUUCCGGGUGCAGGGAUGGGCGCAUUUGCAGAUAUAUUCGUACCAAAAUACACGAUACUUGGCAUGUACGAAGGACAGACCCACACCCGGGACACCUCGGCUGAUUUAUAUUCUUGGCAGGUAGACAUGCAAGAGACCAAUGGAACCUAUAUCAUAGACGCCUCUGAUCCUGCCUGCUCGAAUUGGCUCAGAUUCUUCAAUGCUCCAUCUUCAUACGAACAGGAAAAUGUGGUCCCCGUGUCAUGUGCUGGGACCAUCUUCUAUAUGGCUUCACGUGACAUCGAACCUGGAACGGAACUUUUGGUGUGGUACGGGGACAGUUAUGGAAGAUAUUUAGGGGUAAACCGUAUCCACCCGGAGAAUGACCUUAAUGGCUCAUUUGCAUUUCGAGCAAAUGUGUUAACGUUUGACGACAAUGACCGACUCAUAUUUGAUAACUGGGCACCUGUUACAUACCAAAACUGGUUCCUAAACACGGAGGACGAGGCCGACACACCGGUUGACCACAUUUUCGGUCUCCUGCUGACAUAUCAUCACGACGAGCAAUGGCGAUGGGUGGCGGAGAGGAACUACUCGUAUUACACUGGAGAAGAAGGACUGAAACUUCCGUUCAUUUGUGAGCAUUCGCCAUUCCACGUUGAACCGGGAUGAUGUUUGUAAAUUCAAUACAAUCAGAUGUGUGAUUGAUGUCUAUAUGCUAUUGAAUAAACCUUACAAAGUCACUAUAGU
Messenger RNA from Ostrea edulis (European flat oyster), 1462 nucleotides. RefSeq lists its product as uncharacterized. Gene Ontology annotation, molecular function: protein binding. Gene Ontology annotation, cellular component: nucleus. Lineage: Eukaryota; Metazoa; Mollusca; Bivalvia; Ostreida; Ostreidae. The coding region runs from base 257 to 1384 and encodes 375 amino acids. The record is from RefSeq and is a predicted model, not a curated record. The transcript is spliced from 9 exons.